AUGGCUUCCUAUAACCACCCUUUGGCUGCUGCCCACUAUGGCCAGCCGUCACAGGUGCCAAUGCCCGUGCAAGCCUCCGCCACCCCCGCUGGCACUUUUGCACCGGGAACCAAGAUUCAAGUCGGUGAACAUAGGGUCGUCAUACAGAGAUACCUUUCUGAGGGUGGAUUCGCACAUGUCUAUCUCGUCAAGCUGCCUCGCCCUAUCGAUGGCACUGACCAGGCCGUGCUGAAGAGAGUCGCCGUCCCCGACAAGGAAACGCUGCGUUCAAUGCGAACCGAGGUCGAGACGAUGAAGCGGUUAAAAGGACACCGCCCUAUUGUCACUUACAUAGACUCACAUGCCUCCGAGUUGAAGGGCGGUGGUUAUGAGGUCUUUCUGCUGAUGGAAUUCUGUGACGGGGGAGGGUUAAUCGACUUCAUGAACACCCGAUUACAACAUCGUCUAACCGAACCCGAAAUAAUAAACAUCUUCUCCGAUAUCGCCGAGGGCGUUGCUUGUAUGCACUACCUCAAACCGCCAUUGCUACAUCGGGACCUCAAAGUAGAGAAUGUGCUGAUUGUUAUGCAUGGUGCUAAGAGGAAGUUCAAGCUGUGCGAUUUUGGGUCUGCAGCGCCGCCUAAACCUGCACCACAGACAGUCGUGGAAUGCAGGUUAAUAGACGAAGAUAUCCAAAGGCACACUACGAUGCAAUAUAGAAGCCCUGAAAUGGUCGAUGUGUAUAGGAAGCAGCCGAUAGAUGAGAAGUCGGAUAUUUGGGCCUUGGGUGUUCUCCUUUAUAAGCUCUGCUAUUACACAACUCCAUUUGAAGAUCAAGGACAGCUUGCCAUAUUAAACGCGAGUUAUCGAUUUCCUAGUUAUCCUGUAUUCUCCGAUAAGCUGAAACAAUUGAUUGCUUCCAUGCUUCGAGAAAACCCGGUAUCUAGGCCAAAUAUCUAUCAAGUGCUUCGAGAAAGUUGCCUAAUGCAGGGUCGCGAAAUACCUAUUCAUGAUAUAUAUUCGAACCGCUCGCAGUCAUCAGAGCCACAUAUGAGCGAGAGACAGCUUCCUGCUGAGCGCAAGACUGGCAGUACACCCACUGUGGGUGCCGUGUACUCUCCACCCCCACAGCAACAAACCCAGGCAAUUCCUGAUAUAACGCCUAUGCGUAGGGGCCGCCCAGCUACUACGAACCAAGCUGCGUCCUCGCAACCUCCGAAGGUCACUGCUGGUGAUCCCUUUGCUGCUCUCGACGCUAAAUCAGGAGCCAAGCUAGGGAGCGAUGAAUUGUCCUCGAGGUUUCCAACUCUCGAUCAAUUUUCUCUUUUACAUGAUCAAGGGUCCAACUUCGAUUUUGAUAGUCCUACUUCACCACAGGCUUCAUCCAACGGGCCAGCAGCACAGCUCAAUCAGCGAGCAACAGAAAACCUUGCCGAUGAUGCGUUUGCCAGCCCCUCGGCGAAGUCCACUUCUACCCUAGAAAAUCGUAGGCAGGCCAACGAUGCAGGUCAUACACAGUUCGCGGCUGGCACGGCUGAAUCGCAUCGCCCAUCACCACCACUAGCACCGCCCCAAAAACCUGCUUCCUCCCCACCAAAUCCGAUGGUGGAAAAGAGCAAAGCUUCUACAAUCAUUUCUAGUAAUCCCGAACUCCAGGCUAUCUCUUCCACCCUUCCCCAACCUAAGCAGGAAGUACCAAAUAGACCAAUAAUGGUCUCUACUGGGACAAUGACAAACCCACUUAUCGACAUGCCGAUUCGUGAUUAUCCUCCAAUUCACCGAUUUCCACCAGCUGAUCAGCACCGGUCAACAAGCUUGCCCAGAGAACAGAACGGUUCUACUUCAAGCCAAUCACGGUUAGAUCCAGGUCAGGUCCCUCGACCUUCCCCCAGUCCUCGAAUCCCAUCGGCGCAGUCACAGUCUGUUUCGGUAUCACACGCGUCGUCGUCCCGACCAUCCCUCGAAGCUAGGCGACCGAGUCCUGAAGCUUUAGAACCUUUGGUAAAGCCCUCGUCAAGUACAGGCCGAUCAAGACCGUCUAGUAUGUAUCUUGAAUCUAGCAUGGAUUAUCUGCGUGAGAGGGAGGCCUCCAUUAAACCAUUACGCACACCGGGGUACCCAUCUCCCAAGAUAGUCCCUAGAGCAGACUCUCCAAGAAUUGAGCCCCAAGACGAGGUUUCAAUCCAGUCCAAUGUUGAAUUCCUUCGAUCAAUGGAAGAUAAUGAUAGUAAGAAGAAGGAUCGAGGUGCGAAACAUCAUAGCAAACGUUCGAGUCUGGGUUCAUUAUCAGGCACCAAGAAUAUUCUUGCAGGAAAAUUCGGUGACGCCUUCAAGCGCUUUGAAGGAAAUCCUACAGGUUCUUCCAUACGCACACCAUCCCCCUUGAAAGACGGGGAAAAUCAUACGCUCACUCCCAUCGCUGGAUCCGAGGCUACAGAUGGGCGUAGUGAUGAUGGUCAUGUAUUGGGCGAGGCUGAGUUGACUCCAGAAAUGCGUCGAGAGCUUGAAGCCCAGAGUCUCGCUGAUGAGGAGCGCAGGGUGGAAGCCGCGGCAGCUGAAUACAAACAAAAGAUGGCUGCACGGGCUGGAGACAUAGGUCAUGCACCUCUCCCAAGAAGCAUAGGCGGUGUUUCGCGAGCAGCAAGUAUACAAAAUCGAGUACAGAAUUUACUUGAAGAGUCAAACAAAUCAUCUCAACACGUCCAGCGCACUGCGUCGGGCUAUGGAAAAUUUUCGGACGAAGCACUAGCAAGGAGUCGAGAAGAGAAAGAAGUCCCAGAGCUGCCGCAGAGACCCACUGGUACUGGUCAUGGGCCACCGCCAAAACCACCUACGAGCUCAUCUGAGGCUUUGGCACGAGUUCGGUCGAACGGUCAGAGCUCGAGCUCAGCAAAUCGACCGGUGCCUCCCGUCAAACCAAAUCCUGCUCCUAAACCCACACACUUGAUCAAUCUUCCGACUGGCGGUCGUCGGUCACCAACGAUACAGCAACUUUCUGCGAGUAGUGCUUACCGGGCCAGUUCAGACCAGCUUGUGGGAGUUGGUUUACCUGGGCGACCUGCCUUGGACAUGUCUUUUCAAGAAAAGGAAGACUAUAUCCAGGAUUUUAGUAAAAGGUUUCCAAGUCUUAGUUCUAUAGAAAUGGUUGAGCGAGAUAUAGAUGCGGAGGCGGAUCGAAAAGGCAGACGUUAG
Messenger RNA from Xylaria bambusicola, 3171 nucleotides. RefSeq names its product kinase-like protein. The record is from RefSeq and is a predicted model, not a curated record. Gene Ontology annotation, molecular function: ATP binding; protein serine/threonine kinase activity. Gene Ontology annotation, biological process: protein autophosphorylation; actin cortical patch assembly; actin filament organization. Gene Ontology annotation, cellular component: cytoplasm. Bases 1 to 3171 code for a protein of 1056 amino acids. Lineage: Eukaryota; Fungi; Ascomycota; Sordariomycetes; Xylariales; Xylariaceae. The transcript is spliced from 3 exons.